Anisakis simplex (herring worm) is the source of this 1203-nucleotide messenger RNA. The record is from the annotation of a GenBank genome assembly. NCBI's taxonomy places the organism in Eukaryota, Metazoa, Nematoda, Chromadorea, Rhabditida, Anisakidae.
AUGAAGCCGGAAAAGUUGGUGUGUAAAGUGCAGAAUUAUGAGUGGGGUCGUUUAGGAAGCGACAGUUUAGUGGCAUCAUUGAAGCAUUCUGCACAGAGUGAUUUUGCAAUUGAUUGUGCGAAACCAUAUGCGGAGUUAUGGAUGGGAGUGCAUCCAAACGGCCCAUCAAUGCUAUUGUCGAACGGUGAAUCGUUGUCAAAGUUCAUAGAAUCGAAUAAAUCGUCACUAAGUAAUCACGAAAACGGUACUCUCCAAUUUUUGUUCAAAGUGUUAUCGGUGAAUAAAGCUUUAUCCAUUCAGUCACAUCCAACUAAGGAGCAAGCAAAAGAACUUCGUGCAAGGGAUCCGGCUCAUUAUCCAGAUGAUAACCAUAAACCGGAAAUGGCGAUCGCGCUAACUGAUUUUCAACUUUUAUGCGGAUUUAGACCAUCUGAUGAAAUUUUCAAUAAUAUUAAAGCCACGCCAGAAUUACUGUCACUGAUAAAGAAUAGUGAUAAUGUUUUGAAUGAACUGAAGACGGCAGAUGAUAAUGGCAAGCGUGUUGCGUUAAAGCAAUUAUUCACAGAUAUAAUGAAAUCGGAAUCGAAUAUUGUUCGUUCAUCGAUAGAAACUAUGAUUACGCGCAUCAAAAAAAAAGACACUCAAACAGCUCUGGACAAUCUUCUCAUCCGAUUGCAUGACGAGUUUCCGGGUGAUGUUGGGAUUUUUUCGGCUCUACUUCUCAAUUACUAUACUCUCAAAAAGGGCGAAUCUGUAUAUCUUGGACCCAAUCAACCGCAUGCGUAUUUAUUCGGAGACUGCAUCGAGUGUAUGGCAUGUUCGGACAACACGAUCCGUGCUGGUUUAACGCCAAAAUUCAAAGACGUUGAUACGUUGUGUUCGAAUUUAACUUUCCAGAUGUCACCACCACCGUAUUUUAAGCCAAGGCAGCUGUCUGAAUCAGUCGUUGAAUAUGCACCGCCUGUUCACGAAUUUGCUGUCCAUCAGAUUAAGAAAGGCGAAAGUCUUCUAUGGAAUGUGUAUGCGAGCAGUAUAAUGAUCGUGGUAAGUGGACAUACUGAACUGAUGAUAAAGGAUAAAGUGGAAAUGCAAGUUAACGUUGGCGAAGUGGUGUUUAUAGCAGCUGAUUGUGAUGCAGUCCAUGUGCAGAACACUUCUGAUGAUUUUAUUGCGUACCGCGCUUUUACACCCAUCCCGAAAUAA